This is a messenger RNA of Ostrinia nubilalis (European corn borer), 1891 nucleotides long. RefSeq names its product surfeit locus protein 1 (gene Surf1). Gene Ontology annotation, cellular component: membrane; mitochondrion. NCBI's taxonomy places the organism in Eukaryota, Metazoa, Arthropoda, Insecta, Lepidoptera, Crambidae. Gene Ontology annotation, biological process: mitochondrial respiratory chain complex IV assembly. The transcript has 5 exons. The record is from RefSeq and is a predicted model, not a curated record. The coding region runs from base 138 to 1022 and encodes 294 amino acids.
GAAAUCUAUAUUUUUGUUUUCAUUUUAGUGUGAGAUUUAUCUACAUAAUGAAAUAUUCAAAUAAUAAAUAAUCAUGCUGAGUUAUUUAACUUUACAGAUAUUACAGAAAAACCGGUCUAUAACGUGGAUAACGGAAAAUGUCUUCGAUACUCAGGACUUUACACAAACUAUCUCGCAUUAGUUUUAUUUCGAAUAACAAGAAUCUAGUCGUAAAUCCAAUAAGAACAAACGCUAACAUAGCAAACACUUUAAAAUCGCAAAAAGCUAAGAACAAGAAAGAAUCGGUGGAAGUUUUUAAAUGGAUUUUGUUGAUGAUUCCAGUUACAUCAUUCGGAUUGGGAUGUUGGCAAGUUUAUCGCUUACAGUGGAAGGUAGAAUUAAUAGAUCGCUUACAAGCAAAAUCCAAUGCCGCUCCCGUUGAUUUACCAAACAAGUUUGAAGAACUAGAAAACAUGGAGUAUCUGCCUGUAAAAGUUCGGGGCAAAUUCCUACAUGACAAAGAAAUAGCCAUUGGUCCUAGAUCUCUUAUAGAAAAUGAAUCUGCGCUAAGUAGAGUGGGGUCUCUCGUUUCUGAUCCUAAGAAAAAUCAGGGCUGGCUGAUUGUUACACCUUUUGAAGUGGCAGAUUCUGGGAAAGUGAUUUUAGUAAACCGAGGAUGGGUUCCACAGCAAAUGCGACCAAAGGAGAAAAGGGAAGCAUCCAUGGUGGCAAAAGAAGUUGAACUUACUGGUGUUGUGAGGUUAACUGAAAAACGAGCACCGUUUAUGCCUAAAAAUAAUCCAGAAAAAGGCUCUUGGUUUUGCAGAGAUUUAGAACAAAUGAGUGAGCAUAUAGGCUGCGAACCUGUAUGGUUGGAUGUGAGAGGUAUUCCUGACCCUCCUGAAGGCUGGCCCAUACCGAAUCAGACACGAAUAACUUUGAGGAACGAACAUUUCUCAUACCUUGUCACAUGGUAUUCCUUAUCGGCAUUUACAGCAGUUAUGUGGCAUCGAUUUUUCAUUAGGAAACUGCCAUUGCUAUAAUUACUAAUUCCUAUUAUGAAUGUACAGAUGUAUUUAUUAACAAAAUGAUUUGUAGAUUAUUAUUUUUAAGAUAGUUUAAUCACGAAAUAGAAAAUAUUUAAGCAAUAAGCCAAAAGUUGUUUUCAUUUAGAUAAAGCUUGUUCAAGCUGGUGCGAGGAGAUAAAUGUGAUGUUCAUCAUACCUAUCGAUUCUAUUGAACUAAUACAUGGGAUUAGGAUAGUCAUUAUUGUCAGUUAGUGUGGGUGGUUGGUGGACUUGAUAUUAAUCAAUAAAACAAAUGUUUCCAUAUUAAUUGAGAUCUUUAUUUUGGCUCUAUAAAGAAAUGAUCACUUAGUACUAACUGAAGGUACAAUAUUCAAGUCAAGUAAAAUUACAUUACCUAUGACUGUGGAUUACUGCAGAUUCUUUUCACGUCAAGAUAUUAGUACAUUUAUUACUUUGCAUAAAAAUGAAAUAAACCAAGUUAACAUCACAGAAAUAGUCAAUAGUCUGAUGACAAACUGAUUAUCUUACAAAAUAAAAUACAUAAAUAUAAUUUACACAAUACUUUCAUAAAUGCUCACUUAAUUAGUACAAAAGAAAAAAAAGAUUGCAUUAAGUAACAAAAUAGUAAUAAUUAUUUCAUUAUAAGGAAUCUGGAGUUUUCCUUUGAAAUGUUAAAUUUCAAAAGAUGUGCAAUGAUAAGCAUACCUACUUAACGUACACCAGUUACAAAAUCAUACUUUAAAAAUAUCUUGAUUCAAAUUAAUAUUUUGCACGGAAACAAUAAUUAUUAUUAUUUACAUAGUCUCGACUUAUUUUUCAAUGAAAUACUUAAUCUACGUGAUGUGUAUGUAGUGAAGUUCUCAAUACAACUUAAAAUAAUAUUA